GCUGUAGUUCAGCGUGUGUCCCUGUCGGUCAGUUGACCUGUCAUUUGUUUUGUCUUUGGGUCCCACCUGAGUGUCAGCAUGUCCCGCUGUCUCGCGCUGGCUCGGUUCGCUCUCGGUUCCUCUCAGAGGGCCAGCUCGCGGCUGGUGUCAUCUACACGCGGGCUGAGCAGCCGACCUGUCUCGCGCUCCUUGACUGGAGGUUUGUCGGUUGGACAGCUGCAGAGGUGGAGCAGUCGCCCCAGGGUGUGGAGUUCGCAGCAGGCCUGCCUUGGCUUUAGCCCACAGUAUUAUUACAGCACCCAGGAGGCAGAGAAAGAGCCAGAGGAGGAGCCUCUGCACAAUAUCAUCAGUGAUACAGAAGCUGUGCAAGGUAGUUUCCACAAACAUGAGUUUCAGGCUGAAACCAAAAAGCUGCUGGAUAUUGUCGCCAGGUCCCUGUACUCAGAGAAAGAGGUCUUCAUCAGGGAGCUCAUCUCUAACGGCAGCGACGCACUGGAAAAACUGCGCCACAAAUUGAUAUCAGCAGGUGGUGAAACGGCUCCAAUGGAGAUCCACCUGCAGAGUGAUGCAGCAAAGGGCACCUUCACCAUUCAGGACACAGGAAUCGGCAUGAACAAGGAUGAGCUGGUGUCUAACUUGGGCACUAUCGCCCGCUCUGGUUCUAAGGCGUUUUUGGACGCUCUUCAGAACCAGGCGGAGGCCAGCAGCACCAUCAUUGGUCAGUUUGGUGUUGGAUUCUACUCCGCCUUCAUGGUGUCCGACCGCGUGGACGUGUACACUCGCUCGUCUGAGCCCGAUGCACCUGGAUACAAGUGGUCCUCAGAUGGCUCUGGGGUUUUUGAGAUUGCUGAAGCCACCGGCGUUCAACAAGGAACAAAAAUCGUGCUCCACCUCAAAGACGACUGCAAGGAGUUUUCCUCUGAGGACAGAGUUAAAGAGGUUGUAACAAAGUACAGCAACUUUGUAAGCUUCCCCAUCUUUCUGAAUGGACGGAGGCUCAACACUCUGCAGGCCUUGUGGAUGAUGGAGCCGAAGGAGAUCAGUGACUGGCAGCAAGAGGAGUUCUACCGCUACGUCGCUCAGGCUUACGACAAGCCACGCUACACUCUGCACUACCGCGCCGACGCCCCGCUUAACAUCAGGAGCAUCUUUUAUGUCCCUGAAGCGAAGCCAUCCAUGUUCGAUGUGAGCAGGGAGAUGGGGUCCAGCGUGGCUCUGUACAGCAGGAAGGUCCUGAUUCAGACCAAAGCUACUGACAUUUUGCCCAAGUGGCUGCGCUUCCUUCGAGGUGUGGUGGACAGCGAGGACAUCCCUCUGAAUCUGAGCAGAGAGCUGCUGCAGGAGAGCGCCCUCAUCAGGAAGCUUCGUGAUGUUCUGCAGCAGAGGGUGAUCCGCUUCCUGCUGGACCAGAGCAAAAAGGAGCCAGAGAAGUACAGCAAGUUCUUUGAGGACUACGGCCUCUUCAUGAGGGAAGGCAUCGUCACCACACAGGAACAAGAUGUCAAGGAGGAUAUCGCAAAGCUGCUGAGAUUCGAGUCGUCGGCUUUGCCGGCCGGGCAGCAGACCAAUCUGAUGGAGUACGCGUCCCGCAUGAAGGCAGGCACGCGUAACAUCCACUACCUGUGUGCCCCCAACAGACAUCUCGCAGAGCACUCCCCCUACUACGAAGCCAUGAAGCAGAAGGACAUGGAGGUGCUCUUCUGCUACGAGCAGUUUGAUGAGCUGACCCUGCUGCAUCUCAGAGAGUUUGACAAGAAGAAGCUGAUCUCAGUCGAGACCGACAUCGUGGUCGAUCACUACAAGGAGGAGAAGUAUGAAGACAGCAAGCCAGCAUCCGAGCGCCUGACGCAGGAGCAGGCUGACGACCUCAUGGCCUGGAUGAAGAACUCGCUUGGACCCCGUGUGACUAACAUAAAGCUGACGCCUCGUCUGGACACCCACCCGGCCAUGAUCACAGUGCUGGAAAUGGGCGCCGCACGCCACUUCCUCCGCACCCAGCAGCUGGCCCGCACUGCUGAGGAGAGAGCCCAAAUACUGCAGCCCACACUGGAGAUCAAUGCAGGACACGAUCUGAUCAAGAAGUUGUUCGCACUGAAGGACACAAACUCUGAGCUGGCUGGAUUAUUACUGGAGCAGAUCUAUGACAAUGCCAUGAUCGCAGCCGGCUUGAACGAUGAUCCUCGACCGAUGAUUUCCCGCCUCAACGACCUCCUGACCAAAGCUUUAGAGAAGCACUGAGAGCUGCCUGUAGACUGGAGCAUUCGCAGCAGCUCAAUGGUCGAUAAAGCCAGAGAACUAGACUUUGUAAAGAAUACGCCACCUCUUUUCCCCUCUCAAGUCUUUCAUUUCCACCGGUGCAGCAGGCGUGAAGGCUGAAACAGGAACUGCCUGAAGAUUCUCCAUAAAUACUUCAGUGUCUCUACGCUUUGUGUUCUUUGGUCCUGCCAUUAACAGGACAUGAAGGUCAUGGUUGCACCCGUCUGUUGUUACAGUGUGACUUUGCCAUUACGCUCACUCUUAGUGUACUUUCAGUUAAUAGUCAGGCUCAUUGUUAAUCACAUCAUGAAUACUCCAGGCUUCUCAGUGAGCGCUGAACUCAUCUUAAAUAUCUGAUAUUUUUCCAAGUUUGGAUUUAUAAGGAAGCUUUAUUGGUCUUCCUUUUGGAAAUGUGCCACUAAGUUUCCAGAUAAUCUGGUUUUUCAGAAUAACAACCUCGUCUUUGAGGUACAAAUUUUGUGCAGAAAAACGUUCUUUGUCCAGCUCAACAACAAGGAAAUAAAUAAACAAGUAAAUCCUCUGCCAAGGCCAGAUUUUAGCCAACGUGAUCCAAAUCUGCACCGAAAUUCAAAGUGUGGGGAGGUUUUGCCCAUGUUCCACCUCUCAGCACAUUUGAAAUUCAGCCUGGUAGUUUGUAAUCUUUUGCUGUUCUCACUUUUUUUUGCUUGAACCAUUUUUCUUAUGCUCUUGUUUAGUUUUGUGGUGUUAAAAUGUUUCUGAGCAGCUGUUUGCGCUCGUACUCGGAGACUCUGCUGCAUUCAGGAAGCGGUAAACGUCAUUUCGAAUAGUGUGAGGAUUUAUGGAGGCUUGUCAGCAAAUAAACACUGAUUCAACAUAAUGCCAGGUUAAAGAAAUGAAGCUGUAAUCUGGAACUUCUUUAAAAUACAAUUUUACUGCAUUUCAAAGUAACAUCUCUGCUGUGAGAGAGAAAAUAUAAGAUGAACCUCAGUUUUAAGACUUCAUCCUUCUGUGUGCAGUCUGUCUGCACGGCUGUGUGACCGCACAAGUUCAAGUGGUUCUCAGGAGUUUCUCUGUCCACCGUUAUCAGCACUGUCAGUCCAUUUCAACCACAUGUGGGCACUUUGACCCAUCAGAACUCCCGCCCAGGCUUCCUCUUCUUUUGUGAGCCGUCAUCGCAGUCUCACCUCCAGACUGUCCGAGAGCAUCGAAUCCCAGAGGAGCGUCAGGAGAGCUUAUCUAUGUUUUCUAAGAAGCGUUGGGCCCACCAUUCAUCCAAAUCUAUGGGCACAAAGUCUGAGAAGAAAACAGAAAUUAAACCAUUAGAUACAUCUUUGUCCAUGGUGUGGAUGGUUGAGAAUAAAUAUGUCAAAAGGAUGAAAAAUAAAGAAUCACUAAAUAUUA
Molecule: messenger RNA, 3639 nt
Organism: Neolamprologus brichardi
Lineage: Eukaryota; Metazoa; Chordata; Actinopteri; Cichliformes; Cichlidae
Gene: trap1
Product: TNF receptor-associated protein 1
Biological process (GO): protein folding
Molecular function (GO): ATP-dependent protein folding chaperone; ATP binding; ATP hydrolysis activity
Source: RefSeq, a predicted model, not a curated record